Molecule: messenger RNA, 480 nt
Organism: Arachis ipaensis
Lineage: Eukaryota; Viridiplantae; Streptophyta; Magnoliopsida; Fabales; Fabaceae
Source: RefSeq, a predicted model, not a curated record
AUGACUGUUGCUAAGUAUGCUCGUAAUUUCGAUGACUUGUGUCGUUUCUCUAAGAUCUGUCAAGGGAAUCCUGCUGACUUUGAAGAAUGGAAGUGCUUGAAGUUUGAAGGAGGCCUUCGUGAUGAUCUAAUGAGUUCAAUAGUUUCGCUGGAGAUACGUAAUUUUGCUGAAUUAGUCAACAAGAGUAAGUUAGUGGAAGAAUGUAUUAAGAAAGAGACUGUGGCCAAGGUGAGUCACCAAGGAUUUCCACCAAGGCGUCUUAGCAAUCAUCAGGCAGCUGGGAGAAGGGUGCAUUUUAAAGCGCGUGGCAUACGACAGCAUAAGAACCUACAAGUUGGUAACAUUACUGCUCGCUGUAUGGGUAAGAAUGGAGUGCGUGAAGCUGCUGUAGCAGCGGCAAGGGCUGUUGAACGUCUCGGAGUGAGAAUGGAAACGAGAAUGAAUAUGGAGAAGAUAAUGGGAAUGAUGAGAACAACUUAG